This is a messenger RNA of Emericellopsis cladophorae, 1785 nucleotides long. RefSeq names its product Transcription factor-like protein. NCBI's taxonomy places the organism in Eukaryota, Fungi, Ascomycota, Sordariomycetes, Hypocreales, Bionectriaceae. Gene Ontology annotation, molecular function: protein dimerization activity; DNA-binding transcription factor activity, RNA polymerase II-specific; RNA polymerase II cis-regulatory region sequence-specific DNA binding. The coding region runs from base 1 to 1785 and encodes 594 amino acids. Gene Ontology annotation, biological process: positive regulation of transcription by RNA polymerase II. The record is from RefSeq and is a predicted model, not a curated record. The transcript has 3 exons.
AUGGGUCGUCGGAAGAUCGAAAUCAAGGCGAUCAAGGAUGACCGCAACCGCUCAGUCACGUUUCUAAAGCGAAAAGGCGGUCUCUUCAAAAAGGCCCAUGAGCUCUCUGUCCUUUGCUCGGUCGAUGUCGCCGUCUUCGUAUUUGGCAACAACAAGAAGCUGUACGAGUACUCGUCGAACGAUAUGCGCGACCUGAUUGCGCGGUACCAAUUCCAUGGUGGACCCAACGAACACAAAGGCCCUGCCGACUUCAACGGCGGAAACGACGACGACGAUGAAGAAGAGGCCGACGGCAGUCCCCCUCAAGCUUCCGAGAAUCUCGAUCAAAACCAUAUGGUCAACGCAAGCUACCAUGCCCAAGGCCCUCAAGUUCCCUUUCCGCAAAUGCGAAACCAUACUGCAUCUGCAUCGCCGCCCAUUCCCAACGGCGCCGUCUUCCCAGGUCAUCCACACCACCAGCGUGGCCACACGCCUCAGGGCAGCAUUUCGAGACCAUUGUCACGCAAUGAUGGACGGCGCGCCACGCCUAGCAUAAUGGCCCAGGGCCCUCCUGGUGGGAUGACGUACAUGCCGACACCGCCCAUCUACAACCAGCAACAGAAUCAGCAGCACCAGCACCAGCACCAGCACCAGCAGCAUCUCAUGCCCCAGCAUGCACCUGCUGCUCCUCACCACUACACGUACCCACCGCAGCAACAGCCUCAACAACAGGCGCCCCAGGCCUACAUGGAGGAGCGUCGUCCCUCCGCCCCUCCCAUGUACACGCAGCCUCCUUCCCAGACAGUUGCUGCUCGUGCCGACCCUUCGCCCCGUCAACCCCAACACCAGGCGGUCCCUCAGGUUCCCACCAAGUCUCCCCAGCCCAGCGUUCGGCCCCAUGACCCUCAGCCGCCACCUCCGGUCCGUCCCAAGACUGAGUCGCAGGAACGUCCUCAGCCGCCCCUGCUCAACACCGAUUCUGCCAUCAGAAAACUUCCUCACCGCAAAGGACACUCGAUCUUCACCCCUGUUGAGGAAAACCGGUCCAUGCUGUCUCAACAUCUUGCGGCGUUCGCUCCCGAAUCCAUCAAAACCGAGAAUGGCUUGGCCACGGUGCCGACAAGCCGACCUCACUCUACAGAUAUGACUGCAAGCGCGCGCACAGUCUCGCCUCCUCAAAGUAAGGUGCGUGCUUCCGUCGGUCCUGUGCCUGAGACCACCUUCACGCCGCCAUCGCGAUCCACCAGUUUCCAGACUAACGGCUCGGCCGGUGGACAGCGACCUCGCGGCCCCCGUCUCACUGUGCAAAUCCCAGACGAAGGGUCCGAACCGGGUAGCGCAACCGAAUCGACUUCGCCCAAGGCGGAGACGCGCCCUGGUCAGCAACGGCAGAACUCGAAUUCCUCCAUUGUCUUGCCCGCCCCGUCGCCUUCAGCCGGGCCAGGUCUACUGUCUGCCGGCGCAACUGGCCCACCAAACCCCUUUGCGAAGCCUCUUCCUCAGCAGAACAUCAAUGCCGAGACACCAGCUUCUGCACUCCCCUCCCAUUUUAUCAGUAACAACUUCUUGCCCAGCCCUAGUAGCUUCUACAACGACUGGAAUUUUCGAGCAUCCGACAGCAACACGCUGCCGAGCCCACUGAACUUUGCGACGCCUGUAGGACCCCCUGGUCCCAGCUUUCUCCGAGACGACAAUGCUACGACGGCCGCUGGCGCCAACAAGCGCAAGAGCCCGGAGCUUGCCGAGAAUGAAGGCAGUGAAGGCACAGAUGCAGCCGGUGAGGUCAAGCGCGUCAAGGUAGAAUAA